Desarmillaria tabescens is the source of this 2458-nucleotide messenger RNA. Its product is annotated as P-loop containing nucleoside triphosphate hydrolase protein. The record is from RefSeq and is a predicted model, not a curated record. The transcript has 7 exons. Bases 70 to 2364 code for a protein of 764 amino acids. Gene Ontology annotation, molecular function: RNA binding; ATP hydrolysis activity; preribosome binding. Lineage: Eukaryota; Fungi; Basidiomycota; Agaricomycetes; Agaricales; Physalacriaceae. Gene Ontology annotation, cellular component: nucleus. Gene Ontology annotation, biological process: ribosome biogenesis.
CGAAUUUUUUCACUUUUACUGCGACGUCGAUGGACCCUUCGGCAGGGUUCCAAUGUUCUCAACAAAUCCAUGCAAGGACUUUGGUCGAACCAUAGGCGGAGCAAGCUCAAUCUGAAUGCAUCCUCGACGGGAAAUUCGCCUUUGCCUACACCACAGGAAGAGCAGCCAGCACCUUUGGCGGAUGUAGAGGAGCAGCCGGCAGCUCAGAAUGGUAUUGUGGAGACUACUGUCGAACCAAAAUCGCCCCAGCCGGCUGUGAACGGGAAACGUAAGGUCAGGUCGUCUCGGUUGACGGAGGAGGGCUUGAAGAGGGCCAAGCUGUCAUCGGGAACCGCGUCUUCGAGUGCGAAGGAUUACUCGCCACCUACGGCGCGACUAUCAGACCUUGGAGGUGUCGAAGGUUGUGUUGAAAAAAUGCUGGAGAUGGUGGCCAUGCCGCUUUGUCACCCAGAAGUUUAUCUGCAUACAGGUGUGCAACCGCCUCGCGGCGUUCUGCUACACGGUCCUCCUGGAUGCGGAAAGACUUUGCUGGCGAAUGCGAUGGCAGGUGAACUGGGAGUUCCCUUUAUCAACAUAUCUGCUCCGUCGAUCGUUUCUGGGAUGUCUGGGGAAUCAGAAAAAACCUUGCGGGAUGCUUUUGAGGAAGCAAAAAGGGUCGCGCCUUGUAUUCUUUUCAUUGACGAGAUCGAUGCCAUCACACCCAAACGUGAAAGCGCCCAGCGAGAGAUGGAGAGACGAAUCGUUGCACAGUUUCUAACAUGCAUGGAUGGUAAUAUUCACACUCUAUCUCUUUUCUCACCUAACGUGCGUUUAGACAUGUCUUGGGAGAAGAACGACAACAAACCAGUGAUUGUGAUAGGCGCUACCAAUAGACCAGACUCACUUGAUGCUGCUCUACGACGAGCCGGUCGGUUUGACCACGAAAUUAGUAUGGGUGUUCCUGAUGACGAAGCCCGAGAAAGGAUUUUACGUGUCCUGUCCGUCAAGUUGCGCAUAGAAGGCGACUUCAACUUUGCUGCACUCGCCAAAGCUACUCCAGGUUAUGUGGGAGCCGAUUUGUCAGCGCUUACUGCUGCUGCCGGUAUCAUAGCAGUCAAACGAAUAUUCAAACAGCUGUCGGAAGGUACAUUACAGCUACCGACGGAAUCAGAUUUGUCUAUGCAAGUCGACGAGCCCCAGAUUGCAUCACAAGUGUCCUCAUCGUCGUCUGCAUUGCAGCCUGCCCCGAUAAUAAAGGCUAUAACGUCCUCCCUUUCAUUUCCCACGUCAUCAGUCCAUUCCAUCGCCCAUUUUCUCAAUGCCCAUCCUGACCCUCUUACGCCCACGCAGCUCGCUCCCCUUUGCAUAACGUCGGCUGACUUCACCGUCGCAUUAACCCAGGUUCAGCCCUCUUCCAAGCGAGAAGGUUUUGCUACCGUUCCAGAUGUCUCGUGGUCGGACAUUGGUGCCUUGCAUCGUACUCGAGAUGAGCUACAUAUGGCUAUCGUUCAGCCUAUCAAACGACCGGAGCUGUUUAGUGCUGUCGGCAUAGAGGCAGCAUGUGGGGUAUUACUCUGGGGACCACCGGGAUGCGGAAAGACAUUGCUGGCUAAAGCUGUUGCGAAUGAAUCUCGAGCAAACUUUAUCAGCGUCAAGGGUCCGGAACUCUUAAAUAAGUAUGUUGGUGAAAGCGAGAGAGCAAUACGCCAAGUGUUUUCACGAGCCCGGGCAUCGUCUCCUUGCGUUAUAUUCUUUGAUGAGCUUGAUGCAAUCGUCCCUCGGCGUGACGACAGUCUUUCGGAAUCAUCAGCUCGUGUUGUGAAUACCCUCUUGACGGAGCUCGACGGACUAGAUGCCCGGAAAAGUGUUUAUGUUAUCGCCGCUACCAACCGUCCCGAUAUAAUAGACCCCGCCAUGGUUCGGCCAGGACGGCUUGACAAGCUGCUCUACGUGGAUCUCCCCAACGGUGAUGAACGUGCCGAGAUCGUUCGCACUAUGACGCGGAAAGUCCCUCUUGCUGGUGAUGCAAGCGAGACGCUGGACGCUGUCCGAAGUCAGGUGGAGGAUUUUGUUCGCGAGCGCUGCGAUGGAUUCAGUGGUGCCGAUCUGGCCGCUUUGGUUCGUGAGGCGGGUGUUAUUGCCUUGCGCCGAACGCUUGGGGUGCUGGAUCAAAUGGAUGAUGAUACGAGAGGGUCUGAAGAGAGGCCCAAGGUUACAGUCCAUAUCACUGACUUCAAUACCGCCUUCGAGAAGGUCGGGCCAAGUGUUAGCCCUCAGCAGAGGAAGAGGUACGAGGCCUUGAAAUCGAAAUUAGCGGGAUCGCCCGUUAAGACGGUGAAGGACGAGGUAAAAGGUGUAGAGAGGGAUUCAGAGGCGCAAACGUAAAUGACGUUCAGCCGUGUGGAUUCAAAUGAUAUCGUAACACUUUGACGGUAAAAUUGACCGCGCUUGGGUCUUUCUCGAAGUGGAAAGAAUAUCG